AAUAAUGUUAUCAAUAGAUAAAUCAAACCGGGUCCUUGUUGAUGCACAAAUCACUGAACCCGUGGUUCAUCGCAUACUUUUAUAAAAUGGCUUGUUGUUUGUGCGACACGGAAGGUGAUGGUCAUUUUUAAUGGUUGAAAAAGGGAAUACCGUGUGUGGGAGUGCGUUAUGGUGUUAUGAUGAACAAGUAAAGUUCAAAGCAGCCCGCUAUCUAAUCGACUGUAAUUUAGAACAUCCACCGUUCACUAGGCCCGUCACGAGUCAGGAAGCAUUUUGUCAGGACUCAUUUAGAGCGACCAAUCGSAAGAGAGUUUUGUGAUUUGCUUAGAAAGUGCGUUUGCUUGGAAGAAAGGAUAGCGCGAUUCAAASUKCUUGGUACAUCGCAAUCUUGCAGGGUCACAAGCCCGCCUUCUACGUUGUGUGCUGAAUAUUUAGACAUUUGAAGUAUCUGGGCUCACGCCUCCCCGGUUUAGAACAACCGAGAGUAAACAUACAAAGGUCUAGUGAAAAUUGUGAGAACGCUCCGCCUGCUUGUUUAUAUUCCAAAGAUUAUUGGGUGUUGGAUGGCAUUAUGAUGCGAUUUUCUUUCAUGAUCUGCCAAUCACGUAUUAGGUGACGAGUUCACAAGUACUAUAAACCAUCAGGGGGUCUCAAUUGAUUUGCAAAUAAUUGGAAACUUUAAUACGACAGAAAAUAAUUAAAAUCUGUCUGGCUUGCCACUCAAGCYCUUGUCAAUUCCCAAAAGCACCCUUUGAAAAGUGAUCGGUAAACCAUAUGAAAGACAAAGACUUGCCGCUGCACGAUAUUUUAAACUGAGCCGAGCGACCCGAGUGCGGCUUUCAAAUGUCCCUUAGGCGCUAAUUGGUGCAAUCUCUGACAUGUUCAUUGCUGUAGAGCAGUGUUUAGGCAUAUAGAGGAUUUUGGUAACAGUGCUGACGUUUACCGCCGCCGACUGCUACAGCCCGAGGACACAAAACAUUCUGCAGUGAGCGUGAAUUAAGUGUAAUUAUGACAACUCAGUUGGAUCCGCUGGGAACUAACAGUCCAAACCAGGCAACGUUGAGACAAGUAGUAGGCAAGAGAAAGCGAUCACAUACUCGUGACUUGUCCCCUCCGUUAACUCCGAUAUCUCCGAACUCAUCGCAUUCAAAGCGACUUGAGACUUCCACAUCCGCCUUCGACUUGAUCAACAGUGAGGCUGAUCGUGGUUUAGGGAUACACGGCGUGAGCAGUGCUAGUGGCAAUGGGAUAGUGACAACAGGGAAUAGUGCCACAAGCGGUUCUCUAGUAGCCUGUGUACCACGAUUAUCACACUCGCCACCAGUGCACGACUAUCGUGAAGUUCUUCCAAUGCAGUCUCAGGCUCACCAGUAUUACCCUACUCAAUACAACCCAUUGCACUACCAACAGCAACAACCRAGGUUUGAUUUUCAACAUGGCCUUGAGCCUUUCCAAUCGUCUCAUUCACAACAAUACGGACAAGGGCCUCCAACUUUCCACUCCGUGUCACAACACCAAGUCCUUCCAAACAGUCACUCGCAAGUCGGAGUUCAACAUCAAGGAAGACAUCUGGGAUUAAGGCAAAGACCAGAUGAUAUCGAUCCGCUUCAGCCCAUGCACAUUAACCAAUUCCCAUCACCGUUAGACCAUGCCAGGCGAAGGGAUGAGAUAUUUGGUGGUCGAGCAAGGCAUGAUUUACUGCGGUUUGGUCCUGAUUCUAUGACAGGAGUUCCCGCCGCGGGUUUGCCGUUACCUUCAGAAACUCAGAAUCAUUCUGUUGGACUUAAUUCAAAGAAUGGAAGCUCAACUCCCAAUCACACCUCUGGCAGGGAAGGGCUCUCACUCGUUCGUCCGGUUAUUAAAAAGCACCAUGAGCAAGAAAAUAAAGAGGCUGACGAUGGCGAAGGGCCAGUUCAUCCCUCAGACGUAUUUUGCUGUGUACCUGGACGUCUUUCGCUACUUAGUUCGACUUCAAAAUACAAAGUUACAGUUGGAGAAAUACGAAGACGAUUGUCWCAUCCCGAGUGCCUGAACGCAUCUCUCUUAGGCGGUGUUUUGCGGAGAGCGAAAUCCAAAAAUGGAGGAAAGUGCCUAAGAGACAAACUCGAUAAAAUUGGCUUGUCCCUUCCUGCAGGACGCCGAAAAGCCGCUCAAGUCACGCUUUUGACAUCUCUUGUGGAAGGCGAAGCCGCUCACCUCGCAGCUGAUUUCGAUUUUGUUUGUGAGUCUGAAUUCCCAGCAAGUCAGUUAGCUGAGUAUCAGUACCGACAGCAUGCCGACCCGGCAGAGCAACAAUCGAGAAAAAAUGCGCUUAUAACAGCAAAACAACUAGCGAAAGAGCUUCAAGACAUCUUAGCWCAGGAUCCUUAUCCAAAGCUGCGACUACCAAGCAGUACUCUGCCCGAGUCAACGCUUAGAAGUUUACAUACAUUUGGCCUGGUAACACACGGCUUUGGUUCGCCGUCAAUCAACGCCGCCAUGAACGCAUUUCAGGCAUAUUUAACUGAACUGUUAAAAUUCCACGAGGGGAGUGGGGGUGGGGGAAGUGGCUCCAGAAAUCAAAGUAUAGUAAAGAACGGAGAUACCUAGUGAAUCGAAUACUAAGUAGAUAGGCAUUAUUUAAAAGACGCAUAUAAGGCURUUCCAGAGAGAAAGCGACUGAAAASCAAGCAACGUGAACAUUUGCAUACGUCUGAACACU
This is a messenger RNA of Exaiptasia diaphana, 2701 nucleotides long. Its product is annotated as transcription factor AP-2-epsilon. The coding region runs from base 1009 to 2589 and encodes 526 amino acids. Gene Ontology annotation, biological process: regulation of cell population proliferation; anatomical structure development; regulation of transcription by RNA polymerase II. Gene Ontology annotation, molecular function: RNA polymerase II transcription regulatory region sequence-specific DNA binding; DNA-binding transcription factor activity, RNA polymerase II-specific. The record is from RefSeq and is a predicted model, not a curated record. The transcript is spliced from 7 exons. Gene Ontology annotation, cellular component: nucleus. Lineage: Eukaryota; Metazoa; Cnidaria; Anthozoa; Actiniaria; Aiptasiidae.